CAUUGAAGAUAUGAAGAAAAUGCUGUCCGUGUAUCUAUUAUUUCUUUUGACUUUUCCGAGUAUCCAUUAUGGGCAGUCUUGUGGGCAGUCAAGUACCGACUUAUACGCAUAUCUGAUGUCAAAAAAGUUUUCGAAAUCUCAUCGGACGGCUCCAAUCAUCAAAGGCGUAAAAGCCCAAGAGAAAGCAUGGCCUUGGCUGGUUGCUAUCACGCAUAAAGGUUACGACUCUGCAACGUGUACUGGUUUUCUUAUUGACAAGCGGCAUGUUGUCUCAGCUGCUCAUUGUUUUUCAACUAACAGUUCUCCUCGCAGCUAUUCAGCGAUUAUAGGGGACGGAGACCUGUUAAAAGGAAUCCGAUUCGGCUUCAAAAAAAUCGUAGUUCAUGCUGGAUAUAAAGCUGGUUUCAAUUACGACGACAUCGCUUUACUGACCUUGGACAGGAACGUCAGGUUCCCAGGAUUCGUACCAAUCUGCCUUCCAGGGAAGAAGCUUGCAAAACAUACCCUCAAAGGACUCCUUACCACAGCCGCAGGAUGGGGAGUAACUCAAAGAGAACAAGGCAGUAAAUCCAGUCGCUUCCUUAUGAAGCUGAGCAACAUUCCUGUAAUUUCCAGCAAGAAAUGUGAGAGGCAACUAGAAAAAGACACUAGUAAUUUCAGGAAGUACUUUCCUCGGGGCAUCACAAAUGGACUCUUGUGUACCGGAUUUCCUGGACCCGGACAAGACACUUGCAGAGGUGAUUCCGGAGGACCCCUUAUGUUACGCUACCGUGGCCUGUGGUAUGCAGUAGGCGUUACUUCUUUUGGAUACAACUGUGGGGGAUACGGAAUUCCUAGUGGUUACACCAGAGUUUCCAGCUAUUUAGACUGGAUACGUAAACACACUUGAAAUUAGUCUUCGCCUAGAGAAGUAAUCUGGCAGUAAUCAAUAAAUUAUGGUGUUUAUUUGGAUAUUGUCUUAAAAGUAUUGUCCUACAGGUGAAGUAGUAAACUAUG
Messenger RNA from Uloborus diversus, 996 nucleotides. Its product is annotated as clotting factor B-like. Gene Ontology annotation, biological process: proteolysis. The transcript has 6 exons. Bases 11 to 889 code for a protein of 292 amino acids. The record is from RefSeq and is a predicted model, not a curated record. Gene Ontology annotation, molecular function: serine-type endopeptidase activity. NCBI's taxonomy places the organism in Eukaryota, Metazoa, Arthropoda, Arachnida, Araneae, Uloboridae.